GGCGAGGGGAUUGUCAGGUUUUGGUUACUCGUGGGCCUGCGGGGCGCUGAGGGGCUUUUCGCAAGAAUUGUGUUAAUUCUCAUUCAUGUGUUCAGAAAGGAGUGUUCCAAAGAACAUUUCUGGUGGCCCUCAUCAUCUGUCUACUGUGAAUGUCCAGUUUGUUCAGAUGCUCAAAACUAAAAGGUCAUGCAGAAACCCUGCUAGGCCCGUUUGCUAAUGCAUGGAGCUUCCUCUCAGUAGGCAGGUCACCAGUUGGAGCAACUCCUGAGCAGCAGUAUGGCCUUUUGUCAUGGUACAAAAUGUUAAGGGAAACUAAAAAGUUUAUUGGUAAAUCCUUUCAGGCAGCACGACCUCUGCAUCAUCUGUCUUCUAAACAAGAAUCAGCCAUUGUGUUAAACUUUCAGACUAAAUUACCUGGAAACACUGAAGUAUGUUUGCAGAGUAAGGUUGACUGGUUAUCUGAAAUGACUGAAGUGAAGAUUUUAACUCAAACUAUGAUGCCCUGUCAACCAAACCAGCAUGAAUCAGAAGCAAAAAAAGGAAGGAUCAAAUACAGCAGGGAUUUCCUUCUGAAACUUUCAAGUGUUUCUCUCUCUCAGAAGAAGCCAGAGUUUCUUCCUGAUCAUCCAAUUGUACUUGAAAAGCCAGAAAAGAGCAGGCCUUUUAUUGACAUGUGCAAGAAAUGACAGGUUGUUUGGACAAUGAGAAAUCCAUCAAUGAAGGAGCUACAUGUGAUGUAGAUCUUAAAGAGUUUUGAAAGUACUUGGAUGUCUGCAGGUGAAAGUAGAACCCAGUGAAAUUUACGAAAAAGCCUGUUUCUUCCGGUAAUUGCCUGACUGUGUUAAAAGCCAAACCUUUAAUUUGUAAAGCCUAAGAUGGUAAUAACAAUUACAGUGAAAAUAAAAAAUUCUACAUUUUGCUGUGGCAGG
This is a messenger RNA of Pezoporus flaviventris, 929 nucleotides long. RefSeq names its product chromosome unknown C8orf88 homolog (gene CUNH8orf88). The record is from RefSeq and is a predicted model, not a curated record. The transcript has 6 exons. The coding region runs from base 150 to 686 and encodes 178 amino acids. Gene Ontology annotation, molecular function: eukaryotic initiation factor 4E binding. Gene Ontology annotation, cellular component: cytoplasm. Lineage: Eukaryota; Metazoa; Chordata; Aves; Psittaciformes; Psittacidae. Gene Ontology annotation, biological process: negative regulation of translational initiation.